Messenger RNA from Tupaia belangeri chinensis (Chinese tree shrew), 1158 nucleotides. RefSeq lists its product as uncharacterized. NCBI's taxonomy places the organism in Eukaryota, Metazoa, Chordata, Mammalia, Scandentia, Tupaiidae. The transcript is spliced from 5 exons. The record is from RefSeq and is a predicted model, not a curated record. Bases 384 to 1013 code for a protein of 209 amino acids.
CUCAGAGGUCACCCAGGGGCGCAGAGGCACCCUGCGGCGUCCGUGGUAGAAGUACGUGGGUACAGGGCCUCUGGCCGUGCGGAGCUUGGAACGAGCGGGGAGCCUGCGAGGCCUGGGUGCCACGGCAGCCGGGACCUGCGCCUGAGAGCGUGCUGCGCCGGGGAGGAAGGACGGGGUCCGGGCUGGGCUUGCGGGAGCCCUUCCCGAGAUGCCACCUGUCUGGGAGCCGGCGACGAGGAGCACUUGGGGAGCUGGUGCUGGGUUACCGUGGUGACGCCUGUGACGUCACACAGGCCCUGCCAGGCUCUCCGCCUUCCUUCUUGACCGCGGAGGACACUCUUGGAGCAAAAUGGGCAUCCCGCCCAGGAGAACUUCUUGAGCUGAUGGAUUCUUACAGAAGCCCAGGCCCUCCAGAGAAGCCGGCUGGCAAAUACAAGGUCAGUCACAAAAGGAACCGCGUGGACUUGGCGGCCGGUGUCUGGGCAGAGUUUUUAGGACCUGGUGACUGUGACCCCGAGGACGCCCCACAUCAUUCUAACUGUCUUCCUGGCAGCAUGGACUGGGAGGUGACUUUGUCCGCACUGAGGCCGCAGAGCCCAGCAUCCUAUUUCCAAGGCUCUCGCCCAUCCAAAACCCCCGGCCUCAUCACCAGAACCACCAGCCGGGCCCCCACAGCCCCAGUGGCCCCAGCAGCCCCCGACGUGGACAUGCGGCCCCAGGGCGAGGCGCAGCUGCCCACAGAGGCAGGAGGGCGGGCCUCGAGGCCAGCUGGGUUGCCAGAGGACUGGAGAAUGGUGGAGGAAGACCGCAGCCCCAGGCCCAGGGCAGCUGACACCCUCCUCGCUGCUGUGGACACCCGCAGACCUACGCUGAGCAGAGCCAGGGCCACCCGGCCGCCAAGACUCGGCAGUGAGAGAGACAGGGGGCCCAAACUCUCACUCUCCAAGAGAAAGCUGGAACUUGUACUUGCAGAGCCUGAGAGGGCCAAGAGGAAGAAGCAGCACACACCCUGACCCCAGGGGCAGAGCAGAGAGCUGCCGCUGCAGCCGGCCAUCCCGCCUCCUCCCCGAGUCCAGCACCCCUGUGUCCCCAGGACCUCGCAGUUCCGAGCCCAAUAAAAGGGACACCUGAGCCGGAAGCCGCUGGUCCAUCCCUGAG